Molecule: messenger RNA, 2889 nt
Organism: Carassius carassius (crucian carp)
Lineage: Eukaryota; Metazoa; Chordata; Actinopteri; Cypriniformes; Cyprinidae
Product: stromal interaction molecule 1-like
Exons: 14
Coding region: 136-2151 (671 amino acids)
Biological process (GO): activation of store-operated calcium channel activity; intracellular calcium ion homeostasis; store-operated calcium entry
Cellular component (GO): plasma membrane; endoplasmic reticulum
Molecular function (GO): calcium channel regulator activity; protein binding; calcium ion binding
Source: RefSeq, a predicted model, not a curated record
UGCAUGUCGAACUUUUUUAAGUAUCGUUUGACCAUUAAAAUGACAACUUUUUUGCACCCGAUAUAAAACAACAUCCCGCUGCUAAGAAUAACAUCCUACAGCUAUCGGUUGCCUAAUGGAUCUCAGGCAGAUCAAAUGAAACCGUUAGCUACAUCCGAUUUGUUACGAGUGUCUCACAGUUUGCAACCUUCGGAUUUUGACAGCAUGGAUCUAUUGAGAUGUGCCAGACAUUGUAUGUACAUUGCAUGGCUUGGCUUCUUAUGGAGGAGUGCAGCAGAUCAGCCCAGCCUGACAGACCACCUGCAGUCUGCCCAUGGAGUACCUGAACUGUGUGGUAUCGAUGAGCUUCUUUGUCAUGAUGAAAAUGCUCAGCUAAGUUUUGAGGCCAUCCGCAGCAUUCACAAAGACAUGGAUGAUGAUGCAGACGGCAGCGUGGAUGUGACGGAGACGGAUGGGUUUCUAAGGGAAGACAUGAAGUGCCAAGACCCGAAAGGAAAACACAACAGCUUCCAUAGAGUAGAUCUGUUGAUCACAGUGGAGGACAUGUGGAUGUCCUGGAAGGCCUCUGAAGUGUAUAACUGGACAGUAGAGGAAGUUGAAGAGUGGCUCAUCAGUUGUGUGGAGUUACCUCAGUAUGUUGAUUCCUUCAGGAAGAAUGACAUCAGUGGAAAAGCUCUUCCCAGACUUGCAGUGAAAAAUGCCACUCUACUUCUGUCCGUGCUGAAGAUACCAGACCGCAGUCAUGCACAGAAACUACUGCUCAAAGCUCUGGACACAGUGCUUUUUGGACCUCCAAUGAGUAAAGACAGUCACUUGAAGGACUUGAUGCUGGUGGUGUCUGUCGUGAUCGGUGUUGGGGGCUGCUGGUUCGCCUACAUCCAGAACCGGAGUUCUAAGGACCAUGUUAGCAAGAUGAUGAAGGACCUCGAAGGGCUUCAGAGGGCUGAGCAGAGCCUACUGGACCUGCAGCAGAAGCUGCAGAUUGCACAGGAAGAGCAUCACACGGUGGAGGAGGAGAAGGUCAACCUGGAGAGGGAGAUGCGAAGCGAGAUUGAUGCAGCCAAGCAGGAGGCACAAAGACUACGACAACUACGGGAGGGAACUGAGAACGAGUUGAGCAGACAGAAAUAUGCAGAGCAGGAGCUGGAUCAGGUGCGAAUGGCUCUGAAGAGGGCUGAGAGGGAGCUGGAGAUGAGGAGCGGAUGGUCUCCUUCAGGAGCUCUGCAGAAAUGGCUGCAGCUCACACAUGAGGUGGAAGUGCAGUACUACAACAUUAAGAAACAGCAAGCGGAAAGACAACUCUUAGUGGCUAAAGAAGGGGCAGAAAAAAUCAAUAAGAAGAGAGGAACAAUCUUUGGGACGUUCCAGGUGGCCCACAGCUCUUCACUGGACGAUGUUGAUCACAAAAUCCUCUCAGCCAAACAGGCUCUGGGAGAAGUGACCGCUGCUCUGAGAGAAAAGCUUCAUCGAUGGCAACAAAUUGAGAUUCUGACUGGGUUCAAUAUUGUUAAUAACCCUGGCAUGUCGUCUCUGGCCUCUGCCCUCAACCUGGACCCUGCUUUCCUGGGCAUACGCUCCUCUGUACCCCAACACCUGCUGCUAUCUGAUGACGUAGACGAUAUGGACGAGGACAUACUUUCCACAGGAACCCUACAAUAUGCCGCCUGGCAGAUGGAUCAGCGAGUGAGCGACCUUUGGCCCAUGGCUUCCGAUAGCCAGUCCCUGUGGAAACAAAUCCCUUCUGCUCCUAGCCUAAUGUCCCUGCGUCCAUCACACGGCGACCCCAUGCUGGACCUGAACUCACAGAGUGAUCUGAACCGGUCCGAAUCGGAUUCCUCCCUCUCGGUGUCUCAGUACGGAGACGCCCAGCGCCUCAACUCGGCUCCACUCUACAGUAAGCUGUCCAGAUCCAACGAUGGUUCCUCCACCGACAGCCCUCUGCUGCAGAAAAAGACCUUUGGCAUGGAGAAGUGUGUCAGUCUCGGAGAAAUCCACUCUCAGCCGUCUAGCCUCUACUCAGUCUCUCAGAUCCCAGGGAGGAAGAUCCUGGUGGACGAGGACAUCGGCUCCACAGGAGACGUCACUGAAGGCACCAGCACGGGCCGCAAGAAGCACACCUUAACCAAACUCUUCAAGAGGCCGAAGAAAUAACAGCAGUAUAAGGAAAUGUCAAACAUAAAGGAACUAAGACUAGCACAAUUGUACUUUUUAAAACCUUUAAGAGGUUUAGUAAGAACAUGUAAUUUAUGUGGAAAUUGUGUCGACCAACGGGAACAGAAACCGUUAUUUGUUGGGAACAGGUAUGACAUCACUGUACAUUAUUAUUACUACAUUUUUGGUGUGAGCGUUUCUCUUGUUUUUAUUUGUAGUUCGCGUGAGCCGGAGCUUUCACUCUCAAAGUAAACACAUGCAAAGGUUUUGAGAACAUACAAAUGAUUUCACCUGCUCUAUGCUUUUGGUUUACAUAGGAUUUGCUUGGACUUCUUUCGUUUUCACAUGCAGCCCAUCAUCGUGUUGUGCGUCCACAUCCCCCUUGCUGAAAGCACACCACCGUAUGACCCAGUUCUUGUAUGCAGCAACUGUGGGUGUGUAUUGACUGACGGAUGUGAGGCUGAAUAUAUCUUGUAACUUGCUUUUGAUUUCUCCUGUUAUUUUAAAAUGUUUUAAACAUAAGAUAUAAAAAGGGAGGGUAUUUGUGUUGUGCAAAAGUUGCGCGCUGACAUAAACUGGGGAGUUUCUUUUCUUGACAAUUGACAUUUUAAUAUAAAUGUUGUCACCAUUACUGUAAUUUCAGUUUCCACUAAAAUAAAAAGCAACACAACUGUUUUCAACAUUGAUAAUAGGUAAAAAUGUUUCUUGAGCAUAUUAAAAUGAUUUCUAAAAAAAAAA